Poeciliopsis prolifica (blackstripe livebearer) is the source of this 4425-nucleotide messenger RNA. It is a transcript of the gene bhlhe41, whose product is annotated as basic helix-loop-helix family, member e41. The transcript is spliced from 5 exons. Lineage: Eukaryota; Metazoa; Chordata; Actinopteri; Cyprinodontiformes; Poeciliidae. The coding region runs from base 216 to 1481 and encodes 421 amino acids. Gene Ontology annotation, biological process: anterior/posterior pattern specification; regulation of transcription by RNA polymerase II; circadian regulation of gene expression. The record is from RefSeq and is a predicted model, not a curated record. Gene Ontology annotation, cellular component: nucleus. Gene Ontology annotation, molecular function: RNA polymerase II cis-regulatory region sequence-specific DNA binding; protein dimerization activity; DNA-binding transcription factor activity, RNA polymerase II-specific.
CGCGUGCGCCCUGACAGCAGAGCGGAGCGGUUUUUUUGCAAAGUGGCAGCUCCGGCUUCUCUCUCCAGACAUCAGUCUGAAACGCAGCUCCGCUGGAGGACACACUCUGCGCACCGUCUCCUUCAGCCAUCCGGGUUUGAGCCGCCGAGCAACAAAACAUCUCCCCCACUCCUUCCCUUCAGAACUAGAAAAGAGAAGCUCUGUACGGACAAGUGAUGGAUGAAAGAAUACCGCACUUACAGGACAGGCAGUUCAUGGAGCACGCGGAUUUCCUGGGGAUGGAUUUCCCUCCGCUUUACAUGUGCAAAUCGAAACGAGGCAUAAAGCGAGAGGACGGUGGGAAGGAUGCGUACAAGUUACCGCACCGGCUCAUAGAGAAGAAGAGGAGAGACAGAAUUAACGAAUGUAUCGGGCAGCUGAAGGAUCUACUGCCCGAACAUCUGAAGCUCUCGACGCUCGGUCAUUUGGAGAAAGCGGUGGUGCUGGAGUUAACGCUGAAGCAUCUGAACGCACUGACUGCUGUCACCGAGCAGCAGCACCAGAAGAUCAUCUCCCUGCAGAAUGGAGACCGCUCAUUGAAACCUCCCAUCCACACAGAUCUGAAUGCGUUCCACUCAGGUUUCCAGACCUGCGCCAAAGAGGUUCUGCAGUACCUGAGCCAAGCGGAGAACUGGACCGCCAGAGAGCAGAGAUGCGCGCAGCUCAUCAACCACCUUCACAAGGUCCUGGCGCAGUUUCAGCCGGACGCACCGCCGCUCCAGCAUCAGCUGCCCGCCGGGGACGCGCAGGACGCACAGAAGCCCGAAUGUCAAACCAACUGCGUCCCGGUCAUCCAGAGGACCCAGGGCGGGGAACUUAACGAGAACGAUACAGACACGGACAGCGGAUACGGCGGGGAGGCGGAAAAGAGCGACGGCAAAGACAAAGAGUGUGAGCGCAACAAGGCGGUGAAGAUCAAGCAGGAGUUUGGAGAUGACAGAGCGGCUAAAAAAACUAAGAUGUGCUGGUCAGGGAACGGGGACCCGUCCAGACCAGACGUGGCGUUCAUGAAUUCUCUGAUGGGAUUAAGCGGUGUGGGACAGCAGACACCGAUUUGCAUGCCUUUCUACUUCAUCAACCCGUCAGCCGCGGCGCCCUAUAUGCCUUUUUUCGACAAAAGCAACAUUGAAAAGUACAUGUACCCCGCAGCGGCAGCCCUGGCGUCCCCGUUUCCCUGGCUGUAUCCCGCACACGCGUCAGCAGCGGCGGCCGCGGCAGCGGCGGCCGCAUUUCCCGGCCUGUCUGCGCACCUCGGAGCCACCGCGCAGCCCAAAGACUCCCAGCUUCAAGAUGACAGCGGGUCACGCGAGGCCGACGCGAGCUCACCUGAGGAGCACGAGGAAACUCCCGCGAGUGACGACGGAGAGGGUGACGUAGAUGACACGUCCCCAGACAGCAAGAACAGCUCACAGGAGCAGCUUUCUGCCUGUCCAACGAGCUAAUAUGUCUGUGUACCUCUCUGAGUUUCUGUAUUUACAUUUUUUAUUAUUAUUUAGGCUAGUUUUAAAACGGGGAAGUUCUCAUGUAUACAAUAUCUUGGGGCAGCAGGGGACAUUUGUGUGGAAGCUCAAAUCUGCCAUUUGAAAGUAUAAAAUGGAACAGGUACACCAUAAAUAUGAGUUGAAACUUUAAAUCUAUUAGAUACAAUAUCAUAAGUGGCUCUUGAUAACGCUGCUGUCUUGCUGCAACCCGGGUUCAAUGCCAGCUUCUGCUGUUUUUGCAUGGAGUUUGCAUGUUCUCCCCAAAGAGGGGUUGGUUCUCUCUGGGUACUCUGGCUUUCCCCAACAGCCCAAUUCUCUUAGAUAUGGUCCUGCUGAACUGGAGACCAUGCAAGGACAGGUUUAUAUAGACUAUAAUUUCAAGAUUCAUUGUCAUACAUGCACACACACCCACACACACACAUAUAUAUGUGUACAAUUUAAAGUCGUUUAUGAAAGAAGAACAUAUAUUUUGACUUAACGUUAGAACUAUGAAACUUAAAGUUCCGACUUUGUGUCACAAGUUUCACUUCCAAAGUCAAAACUAUAAGAAUUGAAGUCACAUUUUUGACUUUCAAUCCCCGCCUCCCCCAAAAAACUAAAAUAAACACACAGUUAUGUGGGUUUUGAAUAUAAUCUACAUAAACUACAGAGUCAUUAUUGUAAUCUGAAGCCAUAAUUUCAAUUUGGAAGAACAAAUUUUGAGAUAUCAAGUGUUAAUUCUUUCAUUGGAUGUUAAUGUUUUGACUUUGUGUGUUUUGAAAAAUUAAAUGAAAGUUUAUUAUUUCACUUUCAAAUGUAAACACACUAGACACAAAGUCAGAAUUUGGACUUUCAAAGUAAUAGUCAUGACUUUUACUGUUAGAAAUAUGAAAGAAUAACUUUCGAUCUUUUUCUUUCUAAAUUGAAACUAUGAGAUCAGGUUUUAACUUUGGAAGUCCUAAUUACAAAUUCUGAGAUUUAAAGUUAUGACAAUCGAUCGUUUUAUUUUAAAAUUUUGCCUAAUAAAAUAUCUAAAGGCAGAAUGUCUCUUAAGUCCUAAUUCUUGUUAAAAAUUAUAAUAAUGUCUUUUAAUCUUGGUUUUGAGAAAUUCUGGGUUUAAGUCAUAUUUUUUCCUCCCAAAUAUAUAGAGACGGUUUUACAUCAUACAAAUGUAUUCUAUAACUUAUAAAUAUGACAAUUGAGUGUUAUAAUUGUAACAUUAAAGGUUGAAAUUAUAGUAAAGUUAUGACUUGCAUAGCAAAAAUCAUGCCUGAAACUCAAAGUUAUGAUGUAUCAUAGCCUAUUUUUUCUGAAAGUGGUGGGAUUGGGCUUCCAUACGGUUGUAAUUUUGUGUGCCUUUUGCACUUCUGCUUGUUUCAAACAAUCUGAAUGACUAUCGACAAUGAUUGACACUUCACGGCUGUGUUGUGAUGCAGUUAUUUUAUGUUUUUUUUUAAAUUCUCUGACAAAAUAUUUUGACAGGCAGUAUUGGUGUCAAAAAUUUAAGUCACCAUUUCACUAUGUCCCAAACAAUGAUAUACUCCUCAUAAUUCUAGAGGCACUUUCUAUGGGUGCCUCUAGAAAGUUUUGAAAUGGGGUGGAAGCGUGGAGGGGUGGCUCUAAUAAUCUUUUGUUCACACACUAAAACCAAAAGAGAGACUUCAGUGUGGAAAUAAGGCUGUUUGGCUUGAAAAUUUGUCGCCACUACCUUUGCCUCCCCAGGACCCUCAUGGUGGCACCCCUUGCAGAUGUGGGAGCUGAAACUUACCUCGUCUUAUGAAUUAAAACAAACAAACAAAAAUCAGGCAAACUCUGGUUGUAAAUAUUAGCCUGAAAUGUAAAUGUGAGCUACAGGGAUCUGGAGAAGAUGCAUAGUCCUCAUUACCUCACUCCAAUGUUGCAUGAGGCUAGUUGAGAGGAAAAUUAACUGGCUCGUCCUGAAAAUACCUGAGUGGGUCCCAACAUGCACACAAAAGCUACAGAUCACUUUUAAUACUCAACUUUUGUUUUGGGAACAGGGCAGGAAGAUGAGCCUGAUUUGCUGAACCUCAUCUUAAAUGUUUCUUUUGAACGCCAGUGCUGUUGGAAAAAAGUUCACAAAUCUGUCAGAAUAAUUGGAAGAUGAGACUCUCAAGGAUAUUCUUGACCAGAAUAUUGUAGUGACCUCCUGUACCUCCAGGAAACAUUGUAGGAUAGCACCUUAUAGAUCUUUGUUAUUGAAUGUACCUGUAUUUUCCCAAUAUUCCAUGUAGGAUGAGACGUUAAGUGCACUUUUUUCAGCUUUUAAUCCCUUCAGUCACCUUAUCAUUCAGAAAGUCGAUCACUGUAGUUCUUUGUUGUGUUUAGGUUUCUCUUUCAAAAGGAUCCAGUUUAGUUUGUAUUCAUUUCAUGCUGUAAAGUGCUGGCUGAUAAUUUUUCCCAGUUUUUGUUUCAAGCUAUUUCAUGGGAAAAUGAAAUUUGAAAAACCUGCUCUAAGCUUCAGGCAAUCAUUAUGUGAACAUGGGAGAAAAACUGUGGUCAUUGCCAUGUUAAGAACUUUUUUAGCUCCUGUUUUCUAUUUUUACCAAUACCUGCAAGUGUAAUAUUGUUCUGGUCUUUUUUUUUUUUAAAAAGGUUUCACACUAGAGGCACAAACCUUAUUGUGCUUCACAAACAUUUCAAUGCGUUUGUAGGUUUUGCUUAGUUGUUUUUGCCUCAAAGCUCUUAACAACUUUACAAGUGGCAUGUGUAUUUGUUGUACAUAGUUUUUUGCAAUAUCCCAUAAAGUAUACAUGUUUUGUCAUUGUUGUAGAAGUCUCUAGAUUUUUUCUUCUUUUUUUAAAGAUUUUCCUGAACAACUGUUGCACUUUUCGUUGGCGCUUUACACGUAUGCUGUUCUAAAUUAUUGCUGAUGAGUUGUAAAAUAAAUAUCAAAAAUGAAACUUUA